AUGGCUUCAUUAGUACAGCGUCGUAUGCUCUCAAAGGCGGACGAGGAGGCAGCCGACGAGGUCGAGGUUCGACGUGAGGACCAGGACAAGAUCAACCGAUUCAGCCGUUUACACCAGCGAGAACUUGUUUUGGGCGAAGAGCUUAGCGCUAAGAACAAGGAGAAGGAAGAGCUUGACGAUUUGUCCACAGAGCUCGAACUCGCCGACGAGGACGAGAAGAUACAGUACAAGAUUGGCGAUGCCUUUUUCCACGUCUCAGUAGAGCAGGCCCAGGAGAUGCUUGAAAAAGCAACGGAAACGCUUGAGGAAGAGUCAACAUCUUUGGAGGAAAAGCUGUCGACUAUCCGCGAGGAGAUGACAAAGCUCAAGGUCGAUUUAUAUGCCAGAUUCGGAAAGCAGAUCAAUCUAGAGACUUGA
This is a messenger RNA of Fusarium poae, 417 nucleotides long. RefSeq lists its product as uncharacterized. Lineage: Eukaryota; Fungi; Ascomycota; Sordariomycetes; Hypocreales; Nectriaceae. The record is from RefSeq and is a predicted model, not a curated record. The transcript has 4 exons. Gene Ontology annotation, biological process: protein folding. Gene Ontology annotation, cellular component: prefoldin complex; cytoplasm. Bases 1 to 417 code for a protein of 138 amino acids.